Molecule: messenger RNA, 486 nt
Organism: Phytophthora infestans T30-4
Lineage: Eukaryota; Oomycota; Peronosporomycetes; Peronosporales; Peronosporaceae
Exons: 3
Coding region: 1-486 (161 amino acids)
Cellular component (GO): Golgi apparatus
Source: RefSeq, a predicted model, not a curated record
AUGCCUGAAAAACGCGAGAAGGUUCGUGAGAUUCCGACGGUGGAGGGAACGCUGCGACUUAGCGAGACGUUAACGCCGUACAUCACUCUGGAGAACCUCGAGCGAUGUCCUUCGUUUGCGUGGAAGCAAAUGAUGGGCACGCGAGCGAGACGCACCAAGUUUGUGUGCAUCAACGACGACAUGAAGAACCCGUCAACUGCGGUGAGUCAGAUCCUGCACGAACUCUUCCUGUCCAUUUGGCCCAAACGCUCGCAGUUCGAACUGCCGUAUCACCUCAAGAACCGCUACGCACACAUCGACGAGUUCACCGCCGCACAGGAGCGUCGUCAUGUUGCAGCAGCCAUUGAAGAUAUUGCUCGGGCUCGUGCAGCUUCGGCGUCGCAACUUACUCAAGACUUCCAGCACACUCAGGAAGAUAAAGAAGACAAGGUAGAUGAGUCAGCUUCACCAACGAGUAAGUGGCGUUCAAGGAAGGCGUCGGCCUAG